AUGCCGUACGUAAUAAGUCUCUCCACCAAGUACCCAGACAAUUGCAGUGCGACUCGGGAAGGCCAUGAUCCCUCCUCCGUAGACCCAAGGAACAUUUCAAAUGGAGGAUAUACUGGCCUUUCCAAGUACUCGGAGUUCAAACAGGGAGGAAGAGAGGAAGAGAGGAAGAGAGGAAGAGGGGAAGAAAGAAGAGGAGAAAACAAGAAGAGAGGAAGAGGAAGCCGAACAUACAAGCAUCUCGAGCAGCUCAGGACUGACACUGCGGAUACUGCGCAGCUGGUGAAGUCGCUGGGCAAUGGGCUUGGACUUCGACACACGGUUGUGGUGGAAUAUGCUGAGAGCAAGAGUAUUCUUGAGCACUCUCGCGGUGAACAAGGCGACUUCGAAUUGAGAAGGGUUUAUUUACUUGAAAUGAAUGACGGAAUACGAUACUUCGUCAAUCUUAACGGCAAAGGUGGGUGUUGGAAGCUAGUCGAGAGCGUUUCAGACCCUGGAUUCAGACGAACAGACCCCCGGAAAGUAAACAAAACAAAAAUAACAUUACAUUCCGUGCCCCGCAGUCGUGAUGCCCCUGAGACGGUUUGUCGCAUGAAGACGCAAUAA
Molecule: messenger RNA, 603 nt
Organism: Glarea lozoyensis ATCC 20868
Lineage: Eukaryota; Fungi; Ascomycota; Leotiomycetes; Helotiales; Helotiaceae
Exons: 3
Coding region: 1-603 (200 amino acids)
Source: RefSeq, a predicted model, not a curated record